CGUAUCCAUGUGCCGUUGUCAUCAUCAUCACCCGCGUCAUCAUCAUCAUCGUCGACCUUUUUCCCGUCGUUGCCUGCGGUCGGUCGCUGGCCGUGCACUCGCUCGCACCUGCAUGCCGCUGGCAUUGACAGCGUCACCGAUGUCUGGUUGAUUGGAUUCUGCAAUCGACUGUCGCCCCCUCACCGCCUACUGUCAAACCGUUGUGCGUUGUGAAUGGCCGCCACCCUUGGGGCCCGCAGCUGGCCAGCAUGAGCCGUCGCUGUUACGGCCUCCAGUUGCUUCUGCUCGUUUUUUGCUCCAUGUGCUUUGCCGUGCUGUGCUGUGCUGUGCUUCGCGUACCCGCUGCCCACACCCGCAUCUGCUGCUCAUGCAGGGCCGCCGAUGCCUGUUCGAUAAUGCAUCCAUCCAUCUUCCAUCCUUAUUGCUUUGCAUCCACUAUCUCGCGGGCGGAACAAUAACAGCACUCGAUGGAUACAUGUAUCGACUAUCAAUCUAUACCAUCCCUUCUCAACGUCAGUUUCUGCCAGCGAGCGUUUUCAGACCCCACAUCGGCUUCAUUCUACUCCCUUCCCCCCACCCCUCUUCGCAUAUCUUCGAGUUUCUCUUCAACGGGUCUAUGCUCUCAGACCUAAAAAGGAAAACGAGUCCCUUGCGUUCCGCCCUGCACUCGACACCUUCCUUGCUUUGCCUAGCGAGCUGGCUUAGGGGGGAACGCGAAAGAAAGUGAAUACACCAGAUGAAAUAAAAAUAAAGCAUGGAAACCGCCACCACCACCUUCGCAGGGUGGGCCGUCCGCGACAUGGUUGGUGGACCCUGCAUGUUUUGGUGUGCGUCCGUGCCGUCUUACCACGUCUCGCUCCUUUUUUUUCUAUUCACCCUCCAUCCCCUACCCUCACCCCCUUUGCGACCAAUCGCGGUACGACGCUAGCUUAACCCUUCCCUCCGUAUCACCGAAGAGAUGAGGUACUCGCCGGGAGGACACCGCCUUCGUUUCCUGUUCAAUUUGUUCCUUCCUUGCCCCGGGACGUCUCCUUGUACAUUUUCUGCCCCGUACAUUCUUGCAACUUCAUAUCUUGACGCAGGCUCGCCAGGGGUGCUAUAAAGCCAAGCUCCUCCAACACCACCGUACCCCGCGCUAGCUCCGGUCCCUGCUUAUUCCCGCGAGCAUCGACUUUUGUCGCCUUCAACAUCGACAAUCUCAUCGAGUCCAAAUCAUUCACAUGGUUGAAUGUCUGUGUGCGCGUGCGUUAGUAUGCUAACAUGUGGGGACAAGCGCUCGCUGGCGAUCGAUUGGCUUCUUCUAACAGGACGACUAUGUAGCUGUUCCUUCUCUCCAGCUAUCCCAUCUCCCUCUAAAUCAAUCAUGCAUGCCACAUUGAAGGCAUAUACACCAGACCUACUGCGCACAAAACAUGCAGCACCCGACUCUCACCACCAUAGAAGACGUCCAAAAUAAAACAAGUACUGGCCCCACCUGGCGCUGCCUAAGUAGAGUAUUAUGAGAUUUGCUGCGCCAGUGGACACCAUAGUCGUUCCAGAAGCGCGUUCGACCAUGGUCAAUUGACUCGUGCGCGGAUAAUUGUCAUGUUGCCAUUGACUGACAAGCCCAACCACCGUCCUUGCC
Periconia digitata is the source of this 1624-nucleotide messenger RNA. The record is from the annotation of a GenBank genome assembly. NCBI's taxonomy places the organism in Eukaryota, Fungi, Ascomycota, Dothideomycetes, Pleosporales, Periconiaceae.